This is a messenger RNA of Phyllopteryx taeniolatus (common seadragon), 9935 nucleotides long. Its product is annotated as serine/threonine-protein kinase WNK1-like. Bases 640 to 6504 code for a protein of 1954 amino acids. Gene Ontology annotation, cellular component: cytoplasm; cytosol. Gene Ontology annotation, biological process: protein phosphorylation; monoatomic ion homeostasis; intracellular signal transduction. Gene Ontology annotation, molecular function: chloride channel inhibitor activity; potassium channel inhibitor activity; protein serine/threonine kinase activity. The transcript is spliced from 29 exons. Lineage: Eukaryota; Metazoa; Chordata; Actinopteri; Syngnathiformes; Syngnathidae. The record is from RefSeq and is a predicted model, not a curated record.
UUUAAACUAGGCGACGUGACGUUUGACUGGUUAGGCCGCCGGGAAAACGGGAUUAGCUCCUAGGAGCUAACUAGCUCGGUGCUCAGACGCUAACAAAGAGCCGGUUGCGCCUUCAGGCUUUGUGUCUUUGAAAAUGUUGCCGCUUAAAGUGCAUUCGUCGUCAUAUAAAGAGCCGGGAGGAAACGUAGUUGCACCGGACGAGUGACAAAUAGUGAAAUUGGACAAGAGUAAAUUUGGAUUAUUUUACCAGUGGGCCUUUGCUCAGAAGUCAAGUCGGGCAUCUGUAAGAAGGCUGUGUGCGUUUGUUCCUCACCAGCGAGUCCUUAUGCUUGACAGAAGCUGCAGCCCGUGUCUUACAGAAUGGGUGGUGUGGGCUUAGAGAGAUUUGUAUACAAACAUCAUAACUCUGUGCCCUGCUGUGGUGUUCAAGCCUUUUCCAAAAGAACGCCUCCCGUCGACCUCCCCCAAUCUUUGCACUAUGUGUAUGAAGACGGACUUUAAGCAACAGGGAAAGGAAAUUUGAGACUUUCUUUUUUCACCUUAGAUCCCUGGUACCGCUCAAACAAAAGCCCCUAGUCGUCAUGGAAGUCUCCUUAUUUUAAUUUUUCAGUUCUAGUCUUCCUGGACUCUUUGUGUGGGAUGUCGGAAAAGCCUGAUGACAAAAUGGUGAAGUUCCUGGCUCCCCCUCCAAAGAGUGGAAACGGUCCCAGCUCUGGCUCAGAUUCGAUGGUCAACGAAUCCCGUCCGACCGAGGUGAGGCGGCGGCAUCACACCAUGGAGCGUGACCGCUGCAACCCAGAGCACCGCUUCUUGCGCCGCAGCGUAAUCAGCGACUCCAAUGCCACGGCGUUGGCCCUCCCUUUGCCCAGCAGGAUCCCUAUACCCGCCGCUCAGCGGAACCAGUCGCGAGAGGCCCCGGCGCAGCGGCAACAGGCCGCCGUUGUUCGCACGCCGCAGGUUGAACAAAGCGCGCCUCGUAAAGAGGAGUCCGCCGAGUCUCUGGAAAGGGGAAAGCGAAAAGACCCGGAAAUUGCCAAGGCGAACAUCGUGCCUACGCAUCAGGCGUCUGCCAUCCUACAAGAUGUCUGUGACGCGGAGUUGGUGGCGGAGACCCAGUCGUCGCCAGACUUGAGCCAGAGCGAGCUGGACAACUCUGCCGACGCAAAGGUACCGCGCGAAGGAGAGGGGGAGGAAGAGGACAAAGACGCCGCCAAAGCUCGCGCCGAGGCGGAGCAGAGGGAAGCGGAGAAGAAAGUGCAGGAGGACAUCGAAGAGGCCGAGACCAAAGCAGUGGGAACAUCGCCGGACGGACGGUUCCUCAAGUUCGACAUUGAAAUUGGACGUGGCUCGUUCAAGACGGUCUACAAGGGCUUAGAUACGGAAACCACAGUGGAGGUGGCUUGGUGUGAGUUGCAGGACCGAAAACUGUCAAAGACGGAGCGGCAGCGCUUUAAGGAGGAAGCGGGGAUGUUAAAGGGAUUGCAACAUCCUAACAUUGUCCGCUUCUACGACUCCUGGGAGGGACCCUCCAAGGGCAAGAAAUGCAUUGUUCUGGUUACUGAACUCAUGACUUCUGGAACACUCAAAACGUAUCUGAAGAGGUUCAAGGUGAUGAAGAUUAAAGUGCUGCGGAGCUGGUGUCGCCAGAUCCUCAAGGGGCUCCAUUUCCUCCAUACCCGUGCACCGCCCAUCAUCCACCGGGACCUGAAAUGCGACAACAUUUUCAUCACAGGCCCAACGGGAUCUGUUAAGAUUGGAGACCUCGGACUGGCCACACUAAAGCGCGCAUCCUUCGCCAAGAGUGUUAUAGGUACCCCUGAGUUCAUGGCGCCUGAGAUGUAUGAGGAGAAGUACGACGAGUCAGUGGAUGUGUAUGCCUUUGGAAUGUGCAUGCUGGAGAUGGCCACCUCAGAGUACCCUUACUCAGAGUGCCAGAAUGCUGCACAGAUCUACCGCAGAGUGACCAGCGGCGUGAAGCCGGGCAGCUUCGACAAAGUAGCCAUUCCUGAGGUGAAAGAGAUCAUCGAGGGGUGUAUUCGCCAGAACAAGGAUGAGAGGUACUCGAUCAAGGACCUUCUGAACCACGCCUUCUUCCAGGAGGACACGGGUGUGCGUGUGGAGCUGGCUGAAGAGGACGAUGGAGAGAUGGAAGCGAUCAAGUUGUGGCUGAGAAUUGAGGACAUCAAGAAGCUAAAGGGAAAGUACAAAGACAACGAAGCGAUCGAGUUUUCCUUCGACCUUACCAAGGACGUCCCGGAUGACGUCGCUCAGGAAAUGGUUGAGUCUGGGUACGUGUGCGAAGGUGACCACAAGACUAUUGCAAAGGCCAUCAAGGACAGAGUGUCUCUCAUCAGUCGUAAGAGAGCACAACGACAGCAGGUGAGAGAAGAUCAGGAGAAGAGAAUCAUUGAAGAAGAACAACAACAGGGUCCGAUACAAACAGUCCAGCAACCGAGCCACCCGCCCAGCAAAGAGGCGCCCGUGUCCCAGUCGGUGCCGCAGCCAGCCGCCUAUGUUCCUGCUCCGCAAGCCAACCAACACGGCUUACCCAUCCCAGCUGCGUCUCAGCAGAGCCUUGCCAGCGCUCCCUACAACACUUCUCAACCCACCCAGCUGACGGGCUUGACACAGGGGGUCUCUUAUGUCCCCCAGUCGACUGGGCAAGUCCCUGUUCAAAGUCCGAGUUUGGCUGCCAGUCAUCCGGAGUCAGAGGAGCCCGAGGCUGACCAGCAUCAGCACAGUGUCGGAGUCCCUCACGUAGGCGACAGAGCAUCUGGUUCGUCUGCGCUCGCCGAAGCUCAGCCCGCUCAGCCCGGAAUGUCCUACUGCGCCCCUCCCAGUCAACAGCUUCACCCCCAAGUGGCAUGCCCUCAGACACAAAAUGACCAAAUGCAACAGCAGCAUGUGUCAAUGGUUCAAGCCCAGAUGCCAGGUGUCCAGGCAGAACUUGUCCCCACUCUUCCCACCAGCCAGUCUCUCCCAGUGGCACCGCAGCAGUAUGGAGUAUACUACCAACCAUCACUUCCCCCUAAGAUUCCCACCCAGCAGCAGGUGAUAAUGCCUCCAUCCUCUCAGUCGUCCCCUCCACCACCACCACCACCACAGCAGCCGCAAGAGCAGCAGCCACCGGAGAACAACACGGUCCUUCAAGGCUCCUCUCUACCGCAGGCACAGGCUGGAACUCAACCGUUGCAGUCUUGGGCCAGUAGUCCAAAUUCUUUCAUCCUGUCUCCACCACCCAACGGAGAGCACCUAUUCUUCCUCUAUCAGGCGUCUUGCCCCUCUGCACUGCAGGCGUCUGCCGGUCAGUCAACACCGGCCGAGCAGUCGCCCGCGCCAUCUUCUCUUGUGCUGCCGUCCGUGGAAAGCUGUUUGUCAGACGCAGCUUCAGGCCUAAGUGACGGCAACGAGGGCACUUCAACAUCAGGAGGCCGCCACGAAGGCCGCUCACUGAAACGGUACCAACGGCGGUCUGUCCGCAGCCGCUCUCGGCACGACAAGGGUGCCAAGGCCAAACUGAAUGUUCUCAGUAUCUCAAAUGCUGGCGACAGAGUUGCAGAGUGCCAGCUGGAAACGCACAACAGGAAGAUGGUGACCUUCAGAUUUGAUUUGGACGGCGAUAAUGCGGAAGAGAUUGCACAGAUAAUGGUUGAGAGUGAGUUCAUCCUCGAAAGUGAGCGGGAAUCCUUCAUCGAGCAGGUCCGUGAAGUCAUCGAAAUGGCUGAUGAGAAAGGGGAGGGCAUGAAGGAAGCCUUUCCUCAGAUGAGUGAGCUUCAACAGCAGCCAGAGCUUUCUGUUCCCAUGCUGCCUGGAAUCUCCCCGAGCACUACGGCCCAGGUGGUCCAUUCAGCGGGACGAAGGUUCAUUGUCAGCCCAGUACCCGAAUCCCGUCUGAGAGAACAGUUUUUCGGUGCACCCUCGGCUAAUACCUCUGUUGGUGAUGAGCCUGGCCCAGGGCCCACUAUGACAUCAGGCCUUUCUUUAUCCGCUCCAUCUGGGAUUCUGCAGCAGGCUUUCAACCAAAUGAGGCAGGAUCACGCAGAGCGAGGCAGCAGCGCGAUUGAAUCUACGAGCGCCGAUCAGGACGCCGGCACGGUCCCGUCCAAUGACGCCGGACUUGUCCCAAACACCCAGUGUGCUCUGGCUCCUCUCGAAACGGUACCUUCCACCGCUAGUUGUAGUUUCCCCCGUAUUGGGCUCGUUUCAACUGCGACGCCUCAGCCCCGCCCCCCAAGUGGAAGAGUUUCUCCUCCAGCUGUAUCAUCCCAGUCCCCAGCUCCAGCUCCAGCUCCAGCUCCCGUUCCCGUCCCCAGUGAGCCCCUUCCGCCGGCCCACGCUUGCCAUGAAACGGCGCCCUCGCAGAUCGCACCCACUGUCGGUGUCCCCGCCUCCUCUUCCUCCCUUUCCGCACCGGCCGCGCAGACCUCCGCCCCCGUGCUGCCCCCGCCCCAGCCGAGCGCUAAUACAGGCACUGUCCCUGCCGUCGAGCCGCAACCUUUUAACAGUGCCGCCACGUCUUCUCAACCCAUGAAUUCAGCCGCACUUGCAUCUCAGCCCGUGCCCGGUCAGAACCAGCCCCAGACAGUAGAGUCUGAGGGCGCCGAGCUUCAGACCAAAACGGCGGGCAGAGACGAUAUCCAAGCCCUCGACAAGAAGCUGCGAUCCCUUUUUAAAGACCAGAGUACAAGUUCCUCUAGCACGUCAGUGGAUCCCGGUCAGAACACCGGGACCUCUUCCCCUCCCGCCGGAACAUCCUCCCCUCCUCCUGGUGCCGCUCUGGUGCCUCCCUCAAACCUCCCUCUCACAUCCGGGGUACAGGGCGUCACUCCACUGUCUACAAGCACCCCAGGGGGACACACCCAGACCCCUCCAUCCAAGCCAAGGGCACAGACGUUACCUACUGGUUUUGACCAAGCUGCUACUCUGCCCUCGGACCCUUUACCACCAUUCCCUGGACCAAAUCAGUCCCAGCCACCUCUGGGUAAUUUGGAUGCCCAGCUAAGGAGAGCUCUGAGCCCGGAGACCGUCCAGGGUGGCAACACAGUCCAGCCUCCCGUAGCGGCUUUCACUCUGGGUCGUUUCCAAGUGUCUGUCGCUCCAGAUCGAGCCGGCAUCGUCUCCUCUUCCUCCCUCACACCCUCCUCCUCCUCCUCCUCUUCUUCCUCCCCCCCCUCAAGCCCCGAAAACACCCUCCACCGCUCGUCCGCUCUGCCGGCCGCAGUGUGUGAAACGGACCACAACGGCGGAGACGUGUCUCUCCCUGCCACUUCUGCCAGCCAACCCCCCACCAUAGCAAUAGGGCGCUUCCAGGUUUCCACCAGCAGCAACGCCGCAUCAGGAGAAACGGCUCCCUCCAAAGUGGGACGCUUUUCAGUCACAGUGACAUCAGCGGCAGGUUCGAGUCCAUCGCACAGUUCGGGUGUCCAAAACGGGCCCUCCACGGACCCUCAUAAAGCACACACCCCGUAUAGCAGCGACAACGAUGACGACUCGGGAACGGAGGACGAAGCGUUGCAGAAAGAAGUCAGUCGUCUCAGAGAGAGACACAUGCUGGAGGUCCAAGCCCUGCAGACCCGUCAGAAAGAGGAAAUCGAGGCGCUCUUUACCCGGCUGGGGAAAAGCGCUCCUCCUUCCGUCCUUUCACCCGCUGUGGCCAUGGCCGGAGGGCGACGAAGGCUCAAGAGCAAAAGCCAGAAAUCCCCCCGCAGCAGUGGCCAGCCCAGCCCCCUAUUCUCCGGAUGUCUGGCCUCAGCUCACAGUACUGACGGCUGCGAGUCUCCCCCGAAACAAAGUGCACCUUUGGCUGCGGAGGCUUCCCAAACAGAAGUGGAAACGCCUUUAACAGAGCUCAGACCCUCUCCAUCCUUGCCCAGUCUCAGCAGUUGCUCCACAGGAGCCAGUGGGACCACCUCCACAAACGGCUCGGGCCCCUGCCGGAACCACUCGCCUUCCCUGACACGUGCGAGCGGAGCGCCUAACGCCGUCGCUGCCGCUAACACCCAGAAGUGCAAGGGUACCUUCACAGAUGACCUGCACCAGCUGGUGGAUAACUGGGCCAAAGACAUCAGUCUCUCGCAGGGCAAGAGGGCUCCUAAAACCGGAGCGCAGGCAGCUCAGGGACAUGAUGUAAUCCCUCCCGCCAACAUGGGUCGCAAGUUCUCGGCUCCCGGCUACCUCUGCCCGACCCUCCCCGCGCCUCCCGGCACCGCCGCCGGUAGCCCCGCCGCCAGCGCUCACCUCCCCAACCCCGCCAACCCCUCCGUCCCGUUGGGCCCUCGGAAAGGCUCCCUGGGCCCGGGCUUCGGGUACGCCUCGGCGCCGUACGGCGCCCCUCAGUGGGCGGGACCCACGGGCAACUGCCAGGUCGGCAUGCUCAAUCCCGCCCAGUACCAGCCGCCCGUGACCCCCCCGGUGCCCACGCACCAAGGGUACAACAUGGGGACGACCGCGUCGGCCAACCAGAAAUCGGUCAGCCAGAGAGGAUCCAAUUUAAGGCCCACGUAGCCCGGUCCAGCUCGAAGCGCACGCGGAACAACGAGCUCUCUCCUGCUUAUUUUCUUCCCACUUGAGUUUUCUUUUUUACGAUUGCUACAUGUCGUCCUCUCGGGCAGAUUGAAGUCUGCCGGGCCCCUUCGGAGGGAGCGUGCAAUACACGAACACACACACACACACACGGCGUCCACUCGGCCCGCCCGCUAGCUGUGAAAUUGAGCUGUGAUGAGCUGAUCGGUCAGCCAAAGAUGUCUUUGUUUUCUUGUCGUCGAGGGCAGACGUGCGCCGCUCGCAAAAAGUUCCGGAUGUUGGGCUUUCGGGCAACAUUUCAGGAUGAGCCGAAAAUGCACUGCAAUCCACUUUUCUUUACUAAAUGUUCUGGGACUCGUCCAGUCUCUCCGCAUCCGUUUCAACCUUCUGACGACACUCGCUUCGCUCGAUGAAUUUAACGAUACGUUUCCAAGGACGUCCUCUCGUGUGCCUUUCUGCGACUCCUCCAGUCUCGCUGUCGCAACCUGCUGAUGACGCCAUAAGCUCAGCGGCCUCUUUCACGUCACGUCACGUCACGCCAUUGCCAGACUAUCGGGAGUUGAUGGCCUUUGAGUGGCAAUUUAUUGGGCGCGUCGUGGAUUAAAGCUUCGAGUGUCACCAGCAGGUCGCAACAGAGAGAAAAAGAGACUGGAAGUCACACAAAGGCAUAGAAGUGGACAUCCCCUUGGAAACCGUUGUGAAGUUUUGCAGUUCAGCUCUUUAUUCUAGUCCAGCAAAUUCUGCCAAAAGGUACUGAAACAUUCAGAAGUUUAGGCAAAGUCCAAAGUAAGUGAACGUGUCAUGGUUCGAGGGCAUUUUCAGGUUCAUCCGGAAAGCCCAACGUCCCUAACCCUUUUUUGUCAGUAGCGUACUGCAAGUUGUUGUCAUUCCAAGCCAAAAGCGGGACGAAGUCAAUAUUGACGUGCUUGUACGAGGUUAAGUUGUGUCGGCGAGAGAGCAAGUAGAAAGACUUGGUAAGUUGAGCAGGAGUGUGACGGCGGCUUGCAAAAAAAAAAAAUAUAUAUAUAUAUGUGUACACGGUGAAGUCAAUGCAAUAAUUAACGAGAGAGGAGAAGAGAAGAGAAGAGAAGAGAAGAGAAGCAACUGCCCCCCCCCCCCCUCUUUUUGUAACUGUGGCCUUAUUCCCUGAAGACGUUUUUGUACAUAGAUAUUCGGCAUAUUUAUGUCUGGUGUCAAUUGUGAUUUUGUGUUUUCUACACGCGUUGAAUAUACGAACGACUAUGAGGAAAAAAACCACAAAAGGCAUCUCGGUGUUGAGCACCGCGAAAUGGAGGCGAUGCUGCUGUCGAUCACGAUCUGGCUCGGGUGUUGUUUUUUUCUCUUAUUUUCUAUUUGUUGGUUUACACUUGAAUUGAACUAAUCCCACAUCGGUUCCUCGCAAAAACCACCAAACUCUCAAGUCAAAUAGUUUGGGUUUGUAGUUUUCAGACAGCGUAUGCGAUGAUUAGCCAGUUCUUUAGUGGGGUUCCCUCGUUUUCUGUGGUCGUUUUUUUUUUUUUUGUACACAUCUAUUUAAUAAACAAAAAUGUUCUUUAUGGACCUGUAUUCAACCAUCAGAUUUUGAUGUUGUCUCACUGUAAUUAUUAAAAGGUUGUUAAACAACAUGUAGUUAAAGGAAUAUAAAAAAGUGCAAUUGCAGGGUUUAUUAUUAUUAUUAUUAUUAUUAUCUCAAUGUACUCUCUCAUCCUGCUGUAUAUGAAGCUCUUCUAUCUCGGACUGCCCAACCAACAAGCUUUUUAGCUUCUGGCUUUCUAUUUGAUUGUACAUACUGUAGUUUAAUGUGCGGCUAGCUGCUACUUUUUUUUUUUUUUUUUUUUAUUACAUGUGAUGCACCGUGACUAGAGAACGCACGCACACGCACCCCGCAAAACGUGAGGAAGACUUUAGUGCCUUGCAUCCUUACUGUUGAUAAGUUUUACGGAAAAAGCCGCUUCAGCAUUUAUUCCGAAUGGGCCAUGUACUAGUACGCUUUUUGUCCUCACUAGGAAGGCAAUACAACGCACUAGAAGAACAACUGUCUUACUGGCAAUGUUGUUUCUACUACUAGUAUGACCUUAAGUUGGAUAUCGGAUAGAUGCUCAAAUGAAUACGAUAUCCUUGAGAACCAGCAUCAGGUCCAUGUACUAGUACAAGCUUUGUCUUCAUUAGUAGGACAAUGACAUUUUACUAGUGGGGCGAAAAUGUUGACAUCUGAGCACUACAAGUACUACUGCAUGUCAACUAAAUACUCAAAUGGCUUCUUGGCAAACAGCAUUUUUUGUUUUUUUUUAUAUCCAUCUUAAGGUCCAUGCACUUGUACGCUCUUUGUCCCCUACUAAUUGACCGCACUAGUAGAACUGCUGCAUGACAUUUCUGCACACUAGUAGAACAACUUUGACAUACUAAUAGGGCGACCACUUGUUACUAGUGGGGCAAAACUGUGCAUUAGUUGAUAUCUGCAUGUGCUACCAGUACUACUAGUGAUAAGCUAGAUGUUAUCAUGUCACUAGUAGUCCGAGUAGCAUCCAGUUGUCAAUUAGUGCACAAAUUUGCCUCACUAGACGCAUGCAGCUGCCCUCGUAGUGAGGACAAAGCGGUCAACUUACUACUAGUAGACAGACACGUGUUGUUUUGCCUGACUAGUAACCUGCAAUUGUCGUCCUAGUAAGGACUGAGGUUAACGCCCUAAUAGGAAACAGUCGUUUUACUAGUCAGGACCAAGAGUGUACUAGUACAUGGACCUUAAGGAUUUGGAAUAAACGCUCAAACGGCUUUCCCUGCACGUCCCAAGUCGGCCCCGUACGCAAUGUGAAUGCACCGCGAACAAUGUAGAGGUUGGAAAUGUUCUCCUGGUUAUUUUCUGCUUUGACUUGGCUCAUUCUUGUGCUUUUGGCUGGCUUUUUUUUUGGGUGGAUUUCUCAUGAAACCCAUUUCACAGAGGCGCUCCAGUGGCCCGCUCAUAGUUUGGACGACUAGUUAAAACUUCUCUAGAGAAAAAAAUAAGUUCCUGCAAUGCAGAAUAUGCAAAGUUUUAUAGGGACAGAGGGUUCGUGGAGUCUUUGCCUGACGACGAGGGUUACCGACUUCAGUUUUUUGAUAGGGGAACGCUACUUAGGAUUGUUUGCCUUUCGGGGUCAGGUUUCCCCUCAUCCGCAUCCGCCAAUGUCACAGGCACAAGUUGAAUAGCGGCGUAUAUAACUGUGUUUUCUGCAUGCCAGCUUCACUGGUGUUCAAUCUGACAGCCACUGUACAGCACAAACCUAAAAGAUCCGCAAAGGACCUCAAAACAACACGUGAGGCUACUGACAAUUCUACUCUCUGUAUUGACUUCUGUGAUUUGGUGUCUGGUUUUGUGUAUGUUUUUCACAUUGUACAAAAUGUAAAAACAAAUUAAAAAUAUGAAUUAAAUUGCC